Molecule: messenger RNA, 843 nt
Organism: Trichomycterus rosablanca
Lineage: Eukaryota; Metazoa; Chordata; Actinopteri; Siluriformes; Trichomycteridae
Product: troponin I, fast skeletal muscle-like
Exons: 7
Coding region: 101-628 (175 amino acids)
Biological process (GO): skeletal muscle contraction; cardiac muscle contraction
Cellular component (GO): troponin complex
Source: RefSeq, a predicted model, not a curated record
UUCCUGAAAGCAAUAGCAGAUUUUAGUGUGAUCUGCUAAAACCAGAUUAUUUGUUUAUCAGUAUCUGGUGAUGUGGGUCUGAAAUCACCACCAAGUCAAGAUGUCUGAGAAAAAGAUGUCGUCGAGUCGGAAGCAUCAUCUGAAGAGCUUGAUGCUGUCCAUUGCUAAAGGUAUGCUGGAAGCUGAGGCAGUUGCAGCACAGGAAUCAAGGCAGACGUAUAUGGAUGAAACUUGUCCACCACUAGACCUUGGAGGAUCUGCAGCUGACCUUCAGGAGCUGUGCAAGAAGAUUAACUCAAAGAUAGACAAGGUUGAUGAGGAUCGAUAUGACUUAUUCAGCAAAGUGAGCAAAUCUGACAAAGAGAUUGAUGAUCUCAAGAUUAAAGUUCAGGACCUGCAGGGCAAGUUUAAGAAGCCAGCUCUGAAGAAAGUACGCAUGUCUGCAGACUCUAUGCUUCAGGCUCUGCUGGGCUCCAAACACAAGGUGAACUUGGACCUGAGAGCCAACCUGAAACAAGUCAAGAAGGAGGUCAAGGAGGAGUCUGUGGAACAAGUUGGUGACUGGCGUAAAAAUAUUGAGGAUAAGGCUGGUAUGGAUGGCAGAAAGAAGAUGUUUGAGACCUCCUAAAUUACCAAACAGCACAGAUGGUUGUUUUAAGUAGCAAGCAGGCAGUAGACUUUUUUUCUUCAACAAGUUAGUCUUUUUGUAUAUGACCUAAAGCUUAGAAAAGCUCUGAAUUUUCCAAGCAAUAAGUCAUUUGUUUUAUUUCUGUCUGCUGAACAGCAAUUAUUGUACAAGCACUAUUCAAGUUUACCAAAUAAAUAUUAAAGUAUAUAAAUGAU